Effrenium voratum is the source of this 2547-nucleotide messenger RNA. The record is from the annotation of a GenBank genome assembly. NCBI's taxonomy places the organism in Eukaryota, Dinophyceae, Suessiales, Symbiodiniaceae.
CGGAGGCCGCGGCAUUCCUUCCCACGCUGCAGCUCCUGACGCUUCUGCUGGCGGAGCGGCUCACGUCUCUGCACUGGGAGGCCGAGGCUCACCGGUCGGAGGCUGUCAUCAACCGCUUGCUCCAGGGCGUGGACGUUUUGGCAAAGCCUUCAGAGGAGUGGGAGAAGAACCUCAUGCAACGAGCUGCCGAGGUGCCCAAAGAGGUGCUGAGAGGUGACGUCACUUUGCAAGAAGCUGCGGUCUGGCAGCCCAACCAAAGGUCUUACGUCAACGUCUGUGGCCAAAGCGAGGGCAAUCCAAGCAGACUGGUUGAGGAGGCCUUCUCACUACCCAACGACACCGUCCAAGUGAUUUGCACGGAGGAAUCAGUGGGUGAUCCCACCAGCACGUGCAGCUCCCUAAGGGAGAUCUGCAUCGUGCUGCCCGGAAUUGGAAAGCCAACUGUGUUGGACUUCUUAGAUCCCGUUUGCACGAGGAAAGCUGCGGCGGAUUGCCCCAGCUCUAGGUUGAACCACUUUGAUUUGGCGGCAGCGGAAUGGCUUUGCAAGUCCUCAUUGAGAGCAGCCCUUCAGGCUCGCUCCAAGCUGCAUGAGCUGAUUCUGCACAAGCAUUCGUCAGAGCGAAUGCAGUCCCUGGUCUCGGAGCUCAGCAUGGCCGCGAACACGGCGGAUUUGGUGCAAACCAUCGAGCAAGCGGUGCAGGCAGUGACGCAGUCGGACAAGUGCAUGGUGUUUUUCUUCGAGAAUGACAGCGACGAGGUUUGGUCGCCUCCAACCAAGUCGGUUCCAGAGCCUUAUCGCAUGGUGCUGGACAUUGGGCUGCCGGGCAAGAUUGCGAAGCUGAUGCAGGAGAAGCCGGCGGAGUUUCAGAGUACCCUCGUGUACAAUGACAUGAAGUCAUGCCCUCACUGGGAUGGUAUGCCAUUUGGCAUGGAAGAUUCUUGUGGGAUCCUUGUGGCGCCGAUCAAGAGUGCAGGGCAGGACGCACGCCCUCUCGGCCUCAUCCUGGCGGGUGACAAGGUGAAAAACUUCAAUGAGGGCAUGCUUCUGUCUGCACUCAGUUUCUGGGGCCACGUGAACGCAGACUUCAGCGAGCAGGACGCAGAGUUCUUGGCAUGGCUUGCCAGCGCAGCUGGCAGCCAUGUGGAACGUCUGUCCCUGGACAUCAUGUGGACAAAGGCGCUGCUGGAGCGUGAUGAAGGCGAAGGCGAGGGUAUGUUGAAGGACGACAAAGAGCUGGUCUCCGAGUACUACACUGUGGAGGCCGUGGAUGCAAGAUCAAGACCACGAGCGGGCACAACUUCGUCUCAGGAGCCUCGGACGCAGAACCGCGUUACUACGGUUCACAAGUUCCUGGGCCAUGUGCCGACAGCUGGAAACCCAGCCAUGGACUUUGGCACUCGGAAUACGCUGGCCUUCAUUUCCACCGACGAUCGAGAAAGCAUCAGGAGCCUGACUGCAGCCUCCUAUGCUGACGUCACGCAGUGGGGCAUUGACUACUGGGGCCUGACCCCUCACGAUGAGUUCACGUUGUUGGUUACAGCUCUACGUCAGCUGGACAUCUUUGAUCACAUUGCUAUUGAGCGUGGUGUGCUCUUCGGCUUCUUUCAGGCAAUCAAGAAGAACUACAGAGCAGUUCCGUUUCAUAACUUCCAGCACGCCCUGUCUACAGUGCACUUUGCAUCCAAGAUGGCGAAGGUGGCGAACGUGGCAGAACACCUUUGCCACGCAGAGCUUUACGCACUCAUCAUUGGUGCUCUUUGUCAUGACUGCGAUCAUCGAGGGUACAACAACGCCUUCGAGAUCAUGACGCGCAGCGAACUUGCGCUUCGGUACAAUGACGCUUCUCCCUUGGAGAACCACCACUGCGCAAGGGCGUUUGAGAUCGCCUUGAGCAAGGAGGGGUGCAACAUUUUCCAGGAUUUCAGCACAGAAGUCUACAGCUUGAUCCGCAAGCGGAUGAUUGCAGGCAUCCUUUCCACGGACAUGAAGCACCAUGGAUCGCACGUCAGCAUCCUCAAGGAGUUUGAACUGGGAGAAGCUUCAGACUCGCAGAACCAGUUUUUGGUGGAGGUCGUCAUGCAUGCGGCAGAUAUCAGCAAUCCGCUGAUGCCUGCGGAUCAAUCCCAGAAGUGGUGUGCUUGUCUGAACGAGGAGUUUACGCUUCAGGUGGAGAAGGAAGCGGAGAUGGGCUUACCAGUCACCACCUUCAUGUCGGGCUUGCAGGAGCCACAAGUGGCCGCCAAGUCCCUGUUGGGCUUCAUUGACUUUGUCAUCAUUCCCUUCACCAGUUCGGUUUUCCGCAUCUUCCCAGACUUGGGGGAGCUGAAGCCAUUCCUGGAUCAGAACCGUGAGACUGCAGCCUUGAUCGUCGACGAGGCAUCCACCGGCAAGAAGCGGCAAGUCGCCAAGAAGACUUGGCAAGGCGCUUUGACCAGGUUGAGGGACAGUGCCCCGGCAACGCCUGCAGUGCCUGCAACGCCGAACACCGCAGUGUGAGCUGGAGAAUUGCCACGUCCCGGCAUGCUGAAGCACAGUGAACAAGGUU